UCAAUCGGAUCGAAUGUGUUUAAUGCUCUUAUGAGUCGCGCUCUGUACAGAAGAAAAGUGUACAACUUAUUUUUUUGUGAUCGAAAGGAACGGACUUUGUGAUCAUUGUGCAAUUAUUUUCCUGCUACAUUUUGGGGUUUACAAAUAGAGGCUGAACUGUUUUGCCUAUUCAGGGAAAAACAAAUUCACUCGAGGAAGUCGGAACCUAUAGAAUCGGCUGUAAUGAGUUGGGUGGAGGAAAACUUUUUGGAAGUAACCAUCAGUGCAUAUCGAAAGUUUUCUCCAGCGGUGGGUGCUGGGAUUUGGUCUCAUUGUCAUUCCAUUCCUGAAGAUCUGAACCUGUGAAGUGUCCCUGGACCACACCAUUAGUGGAAAGUGAAAUUGAAAAUCUGUACAACAGUCCUUUAAAAGGGAAAAAUUGGUACAAUGAAGUUCCAGAUGGGGAAUCGCCAGCGUUGGGGGCGGAUAAUCCGCUUCCAGAUGAUUCUGCUGGUACUGUUUUCACUGGCGUUUGUAGAAAUUGCGUCACUCAGAACUGCGAACAACAACGCUAACGAGGAUUGCACUGCCGUUGCAAAAGAUGAAGAAACGCUGCUAGUGUUUUCAACACUCGGCGGCGGCCUAACAGCCAUCGAUCCGCUCUCCGGCGAAACGCGAUGGUCCAUCGCAGAUGAGCCGGCCAUCCGGGUACCCUCAGUGUCGGAAAUGAAUCCCCACUAUCUGCCGGAUCCACGAGACGGCAGCCUCUACACCUAUCGAAAUCCAGAGGGGGGUCUCAAGAAGCUACCGUACACGAUCCCUCAACUGGUGGCCAAUGCUCCGUGUCGCUCCAGUGACGGAAUCCUGUACUCGGGCAAAAAGAGUGACGAUUGGUUCCUGAUCGACCCCAAGACGGGUCGCCGGGAGAAGGUUCUCGGCUUUGGGUCCCCUUCGAAGAAUGGCGAGGAGCAUGGGGAAUCGCUAGGGUGGGCAACUUCUCGGUCCAUCUAUCUGGGCCGAACGCAGUACACCGUAAUGAUGUACGACAGUUUGGCCACCGGGGGUAACACCAAACCGUGGAACGUUACCUUCUUCGAUUACACAUCCCACACGAUGGCACCGGAGCUGACGAAGGAAUAUGAAUUCCUUCACCUAACGAGCAGCUCUUCGGGGCUAACGGCUACCUUCGAACAGAAGCGUGGAACUCCCCUAUGGCAGAAAGACCUCUCCACGCCGGUUGUAGCCGUUUUCCUACUCGGCAUCGAAGGGCUACUGAGCGUACCCUUCCAAACCGUUUCGGAUGAGGUCCUCCAAGAGAUCAACGAACGUGCCAAGGACGGAAAUUUCGACAAUCUGAAGUUGUUCCCAACGGUCUACGUCGGGGAGAACUCUAACAACAUCUAUGCGAUUCCAUCGCUGGUGGACAAGAAUACUGCUACACUUCCGUCGGAACCGACGGUAAAUCUCUUGGGAGGUCCCAACAGGCAGCGAGAAGAAGUUCAAGGGCUCCCGGGUAAGGAGUUAAUUACGCCGGAAACGGCUCGUGUUCAAAAUGAUAACAUAAUCAUCUUGGGACACUAUCAACCGCCCAAGACGGACGAAAGCCUCAAGUUGGACAUUGCUCCGGGUGCAGUGCCGGGUCGAAUUUACAAAGAACAGGGACAGUUGUCUACGGUGCUGCUGGAUUUCAAUGGGAUGCCUACGGUUGGACCGGAACCGACUAGAACCAUUGGCAUUCAGACGGAUAACGGAAAGAUGGAGGGGAAUGAUACCGCCGUUAUCGGUAAUACGAGUUUCCGGGCCCUGUUCGGUCGGCUGUAUUUAGAUGUGAAGGCUUGGUUAGAUGCACAGCCUAAUAAGCUACCAACGAUGAUGUUUGUAGCAUUGUUUGGAAUAGUGGUAUUUGGUUUUUGGUAUUUCCACAUGCAAAUGAAGGCCUUACAGGAGCAAAGUCAGAAUGGUUCGCAGACGAACUCAAAUCGGAGUGAUGGAAGUAACUAUGCAGAACCAAUUGACUUUGGGGAUGGGGAAAUCCGUGUGGGUAAAAUAAAUUUUAAUACCCAGAACGUGUUAGGGAAGGGUUGUGAGGGGACGUUUGUGUUUCGAGGUACCUUUGAAAAACGUGAAGUGGCGGUGAAACGGAUUUUACCGGGCUGUUUUACACUGGCGGAUCGAGAAGUGGCUUUGUUGAGGGAAAGUGAUGCCCAUGAAAACGUCGUUAGAUAUUUCUGUACCGAACAGGAUCGCCAGUUUCGGUACAUUGCAGUGGAGCUUUGUGCUGCCACGUUACAAGAUUAUGUUGAUGCCAAAACAGUAGAUACUCUACAGAAGCAGAUAUCUAUUCUCGAUGUCCUUUAUCAGGCCACCAAUGGGCUGACACAUUUACAUUCGUUGAACAUCGUUCAUCGUGAUAUUAAACCACAGAACAUAUUACUUUCGUUGCCAGAUAACAGGAAAAGAGUGAGAGCUAUGAUCUCAGAUUUUGGACUGUGUAAGAAAUUGAACUAUGGCAAAGCUAGUUUCUCAAGGCGAUCGGGAAUAACCGGCACGGAUGGCUGGAUAGCUCCGGAAAUGCAACGAGGUCAGCGGACAACCACGUCCGUUGACAUUUUCUCAUUAGGAUGUGUGUUUUACUAUGUUAUGUCGAAAGGUCUUCAUCCAUUCGGCGAUAAUUUAAAGAGACAGGCAAACAUUCUAUCGGGAGAGUUUGAUUUACAAGCGUUCCACAGAAACGAAAAGCCUAGUAAUAUGAGCGUGUUAGCGGAAGAAUUAAUCGCCGACAUGAUCAGCGCUGAUCCAUCCAAACGGCCUCCAUCAACUGCAGUUCGAAAUCAUCCUCUAUUUUGGAACAAAGAAAGAGUGCUGGCAUUCCUGCAGGAUGUCAGCGAUCGAGUAGAAAAGUCUGACGUUUUCACUGAACCUUUAAAAACUUUAGAACGUAAUGCGCGAUAUGUGGUGCGCGACGAUUGGAGUUUGCACCUGGAUCAGGAAAUAACCAACGACCUACGGAAGUAUCGAGGCUACCAAGGUUACAGUGUAAGAGAUUUGCUCAGAGCUCUUCGCAACAAAAAACAUCACUAUCACGAACUAAAACCGGAAGUUCAACAAGCCCUCGGGGCUAUUCCACACGAUUUCACCCGCUAUUGGAUAGAUCGGUUCCCGCAUUUAUUGUCGCACGCUUACCACGCAUUGGUCGACUACUCCGAAGAACCAAUUUUCAAAGGGUAUUACAACGAUGAGGUUCAUCAUCGAUUUACCAAACCAGACUAUUUCAAUCAAGAGGGUAACGAAAACUAUGACCUCAUCCGGUACUACGAGGCUGCCCAAAAAAUCAAAGCCACUCAAAGUCCAAAGCGAAAACCUUCGGCGCCAAACGACCAAAGUGGAACGGACUCCACUCCUACGACCCCACAAAAGCAAAACCAACAAAACCGGCGAGGGAAUUAUAACUUCGAUCGAUAUGGAAACGGUGCGACCAGCUUCAUCACCCGGGAUCAAAUGAUGGGAGGAAGUGCUGCUGCACCAUCUGCUGCUAUAGAAGGAGGAGAGUCCGCAGAAGAAUCGAAAGCGACUGAUCAGCAGGGAGACGAUCAAGGUGAAUUUGUAACGGUUGUUCACAAUAAUCAUCAACCUAACAACAACAACAACAGAAGAAGGCAUAAUCAACAUAACCAGAACCAUGUUCGGCGGAGGGAAAAUGCCAAAGUCACGUGGAACUUGCAGAUGCAGAAUGAAUGAAUGAGUGUUUCUAAUACACCAAGGAACAGGAUGAAUAUGAUCAAAAUUCAAAGUGUUUAUAAAAGUAAGUAUUGCAUCAGCGUGUGCAGCGUGUAAAUUUGUUCCAAAUAUUUUUUAUCGGCUGAUCAAACAUUUAAGUUCAGCUGCACUUGAGUUAGGCGUACUGUUUAACGUUUAUAUUUACGAGCGUAUGUUAUUGUGUCUCAAAUUCUUAAACCGUAAGCCAAUUCAUUUGGCGUAAUUAAUUUAUGCCGCACAGCUAUGAUUAUGUCUGACGAAAAGUUUGGAAAACACUGAACGUUGUGCAACAAUAGACGUUGUUCUUGGAAUUUAUUCAAAGGACAAGAAAAAUAGAAAUCCAUCCGAACUUGAAUUUCAUAAUUUAACUGCGAGAUAAGAAAGUGAAAUCCAACACAAGCGUCCCACUUCUUAGGAUUGAAUUUGCUCAGCUUAAAAAAAAAAAUAAAAUGAAUUCGAAAAGAAAUCCUACUUCCUAAAAAAUCUAAUCCAAACAAUUCAGUAAAAUUUCCCUUCGAACAUUUCUGUCAAUAUGUUUUAUCGAACAGUUUCUUAACUUAUUAUAAUCUAAAAGCUUGGAAAUUGUACACCAAUAUUAAAAUAUAAAUGUAUAUCUUCGGUAUAAUGUUGAAAACAUCUAACUUGUCAGUGCAAUUUUGGAUAUUUCAAUGGAAAAUCUACCGUUUUUUUAAAACAUUUUUGUAGUACUGCUUAAUAUUUGAAAUCGAGUUUUAUUUUUUUUUUCUUUCGAAUAACUAGGUUUCAUUUAACACACAGAUUUGCUUCUAUCGUCGCACUUUUUAAUUUUACUUUUAUCAAACUAAUAAAAGCCUAUUAAAUAAUUAAAUAUAGAUCUCCUUGCUAAGUAACCAGAUGAGGAUUUAUUGGAAGCACCUAUUUUAGAAGAUAACUUGACUUAUAAGACUAAAAUAAUUAUUAUGGGACAUCAAACAUAGAUCCCAAGUUUGAAACUAUUGCAGCAGCUCUAGUGAGUGAAAUCGUGCGUGUGGGCACAAUCGUUGCAAGGUUUUAGUUUUCAACAAGUGACGGCAGUUCACUGGAAGAAAGAAAAAAAAACACGUUUGUAAUUGUCUGUGAUAAAAAAAAACAAAAAUAACAAAACAUAAACAGAAGUAAUACAAUUUAUAACUUUUCUACUUAGCUUAAUUUUUGUGAACCAAGGCUAGCUUUAGUUUGGCAGAUGAUUGUUACAAUAAUCGAUGAACAAUUCAAGAACAAUUCCACUAAUGAUUGGCAGAGUUGUAGAACAAAUCAGAUGUACAUAAACGAAUAGUCAAAUACCAGUCGAGUAAAUAUAGACCAGGAAGAAAGUGAAAAUAUUGCAUUUGUACUAAUGUUUUACUUGGUAAUAAACGUA
This is a messenger RNA of Uranotaenia lowii, 5113 nucleotides long. Its product is annotated as serine/threonine-protein kinase/endoribonuclease IRE1-like. The transcript is spliced from 4 exons. The coding region runs from base 427 to 3717 and encodes 1096 amino acids. NCBI's taxonomy places the organism in Eukaryota, Metazoa, Arthropoda, Insecta, Diptera, Culicidae. Gene Ontology annotation, molecular function: protein serine/threonine kinase activity; ATP binding; RNA endonuclease activity. The record is from RefSeq and is a predicted model, not a curated record. Gene Ontology annotation, cellular component: IRE1-TRAF2-ASK1 complex. Gene Ontology annotation, biological process: protein phosphorylation; mRNA processing; IRE1-mediated unfolded protein response.